Messenger RNA from Actinia tenebrosa (Australian red waratah sea anemone), 1990 nucleotides. Its product is annotated as stearoyl-CoA desaturase 5-like. Gene Ontology annotation, cellular component: endoplasmic reticulum membrane. Gene Ontology annotation, biological process: unsaturated fatty acid biosynthetic process. Lineage: Eukaryota; Metazoa; Cnidaria; Anthozoa; Actiniaria; Actiniidae. The record is from RefSeq and is a predicted model, not a curated record. Gene Ontology annotation, molecular function: stearoyl-CoA 9-desaturase activity; iron ion binding.
GAAGCAACUGAAGUAUAAAAAAUAUGGAUUAAGAAGACUCUUCAUUUUGAAGCUGGGAGUGACUUCGAUCGCCUUUGUUUAACGUCUUUUUUCACUCAAAAGAAGUUCUUCGUGGUCUCUAGAAGGGUUUAGGAGCAUUUACUGCAAAAGGUUCAAAUCAUGGCACCUUGUGACUCCAAACAAACCACUCAACAAGAGAACCAUGCUACCACUCCUGGCAAAAAUGACCAACAGCCAGAGAAAAAGCCAUUCAAACGACAGAUUGUCUGGAUUAACGUGGUAUUCAUGAUUCUCCUCCACUUGAUGGCACUCUAUGGCAUUGUUCUCUUUCCAAGACUUAAAAUCCUGACGAUGUUGUGGGUGAUCCUGUGUCAUCAUUUUGGCGGCUUAGGUAUCACCAUGGGAGCUCAUAGACUAUGGGCUCAUCGUUCCUACAAGGCCAAGUGGCCCCUAAGAUUGAUUCUCAUGGUAUCUAAUAGUAUGGCUGCACAAAAUGACAUCUUUGAGUGGUCCCGAGAUCAUCGUGUCCAUCACAAGUACUCUGAGACUGACGGCGACCCACACAAUGCCAAAAGGGGUUUGUUUUUUUCACAUGUUGGCUGGCUGCUUCAACGAAAGCAUCCUGAUGUCAUCACCAAAGGAAAAGGAAUUGAUUUGAGUGAUCUGUAUGCUGAUGAAAUAGUCAUGUUUCAAAGAAGACAUUACAAAUUGAUAUCCCUGAUAGCAUGUGUGGUAAUCCCUACAAUUGUACCCUACCUUUGGGGGGAGAGUCUGUGGCUGUCCUACUUCACUGCUUUUGCUUUAAGAUACGUCUUCACUCUCAAUGUCACGUGGUGCGUCAACAGCCUUGCUCAUAUGUUUGGUAACAAACCCUAUGAUGUCAACAUCAAUCCUUCUGAAAACAUGUUGGUAAGCGCAUUAGCUGGUGGUGAAGGUUUCCAUAACUAUCAUCACACAUUCCCACAGGAUUACGCAACUAGUGAGUUUGGUACAAAAGUAAAUUUUACAACACGAGUGAUCAAUUUUUGUGCUCGAAUUGGCUGGGUGUACGAUAUGAAGGUCACUCCAAGAGAAAUCAUAUUGAAGAGAAUGAUGAGGACUGGAGAGCUAAGGCACACUAAAUCAGACUGACUUGAACAAUAACGUACUGCUGCCUAAUUGAGGUGAAAAAAAUAAGUAAAAUUAAAAUAUUUUGCUUGUCUAAAUUAUAGCGAAAAAUCUUUAAUUAAUCCUCGUAGCUUUGGUGCAAUGUUUUCCCAUUUAUCUGUGUCAUUCCCAAGAGUAAUUUUUAAUUUCUUGAGUGGCUCAUAUAUCUUAUGAAUUUAAAAAAGUCUGUUUUAAAGUUGACAUAUAUUUCAAAUAUUGUUAUGAACAUAAAUUUGGCAAUUUUUUUUCAUAACAUUGAUUUUGCUCAUUCCGUUUUCUACAAUUGCCAAAAGCAUGAUCAUCAGCAGUCUGUUGAAAAAAAAUAGUAUAAAUAUAAGCUAAAGGUUUACACCAUUGUAUUUAACUUAUACCUUUGUAUAAAAUGUUUGUAUAGGAAAUCUUACAAUCUCAAGUACAAUUCGAAAUUUAUAGUUACCACGAGUGAAGAAACAUAAUCUAUAGGACUGACUGCGUGGUGUGAAAAUAUUGUUUGCAUUCUCAAAGGAGGGAGUAAAUGUAAGAAAAGGGAAACUAAGUAAAACCAUUUGAUUUAUUGUUCUCUUCUCAAUACCUGAAGCUCAAUUCCAUGUGACUUGGAAAUUCUAUAAAAAAGCAUAUAUUUUCAGAAAACUUUGCAACAAAAAGGUUCAAAAUGUUUAAGAAAAAUAAAGAUUUAAAGAUGGAAUUUCCUGUACUCUAGUUUACAGUGUAUGUUAAAAUUAAGUGUUGAAUUGUAAAGUUGUAGGUUGUAUGUGUCAUUCUCGAAAUGACCUCCACUUUGUCUAUUGUUACAUUUUAUAGUUAAUAAUGAUAAAAAAUAAUAAUAAAGAACAAUUUAUUUGCA